Diatraea saccharalis (sugarcane borer) is the source of this 708-nucleotide messenger RNA. NCBI's taxonomy places the organism in Eukaryota, Metazoa, Arthropoda, Insecta, Lepidoptera, Crambidae. The record is from the annotation of a GenBank genome assembly.
AUGGCGUUCUACGAUGAUGGCAACGCUUUAGACGACGCGGACUCCGUGAAAAUUAUCAUAAGCGUCUUCUUAGGUGUUUCUAUGAUACUCAGCGUAAUUGGAAAUGUGUGUACAUGUGCUGUCAUCGCCAGAGAUAAGACUAUGAGAACUCCAACAAAUUGCUACCUGUUCAAUCUCGCUAUAACUGAUCUCUGCUUUGCAUUGUUCGUGCCUAUAGAAAUCUAUAUAAUAUGGAUACCAGAUAUGUACCCCCUUGGAGAAGAAGGUUGUCGUCUACAUUUCCUACUCUCAGACCUCCUGUGCAAUUGCAACGUUCUCACUAUAGCAGCUUUUACCGUAGAAAGAUACUUGGUUAUCUCAAAACCAUUUUUAAGACAAAAAUUGACAUUAAAAUCGAGGGUUUUCAAGAUAAUAGCUGUAAUUUGGGCAAUAGCAUUCAUAUUUUGCGUACCCGAUAUAUUUUAUAUAGAUUUAUUGGAGAGAAAAAAAUAUGUUUACUGCUAUAUAACUGUUUCUGAUCCGAUUAGAAUUGUUUUAGCCAUGGAGGAGGUAGUGUUUUUUGUAGUGCCAAUGUCAAUUAUAUUUAUGUUGUACAUACUAAUAGCUAUAAAACUGAAAGCAGCAAAUCAAAGAUUAAGGAGUAGCCCGGCAAAUGGCAAGCAACACAGGGACAAAGCUGUAAAAAUGUUAGGUAAGUUUAGAUGUUAA